UAUUGUGGGGUCUUGAUAAUGGCUAAGCUGAUGAGCAGCGGGACAGAUCCUUCUUUGCUUUUGCAUCCUGAAUUGUUGUCCCAGGAUUUUCUACGGCUAUCACUGCAGCAGAAAAACAUAAUUGUGGAAGAUGCCUUGAAUGACAAAGAGAAACUGACAGAGAUGUUUGUCCAGCAUGCCCUGCCUCUGCCUCAGAGGAGUUUGCCAAAGAACCGAUGGGGGAAACUUAUUGAAGGCAAAAGAGGAGAUCAUAAACCACCAACACCUCCGAACAAAUGUGCAAGUUCUGAGAAUGUAAGAAAACGACCACUCAUCGUGUUUGAUGGAAGCUCAACUAACACCAGUAUCAAAUUGAAAAAGAAAGAAAAUGGUGAAACAUUUGAGCGAUUACACCCCCCUCCAACUGACAGUACAAAUAACACCCAUCGCAAAAUAGUGUGUCCUACUAAUGUUAAUAAAGAUGGCAGGCUAGCUGUAGCUGGUAAUCACGGACAUCACGCCACAGAAUCAGCUAUGGACAAAAACCAUCUUAGUGCAAAAUCAAACCAACCUAUUUUGGGUAACGUUGUAAAGAUUAAAAGAGCUGCUCCUAAAGAAGAAUCAAACACCUUGAAUGACUUGAGUCAACCUUCAGAAGCAAAAAAGAAAAUCCAGCAUGUGACGUGGCCAUGAUUUAUUCAACUGAUGGACAAAAUCACAUCAUUGUUUUACCUGUAAAUGAUGGAAGACUUAGGUGCAACCUGGGAGCACAGUUCUUAAUUUUAUGGACAUGGAACUCCUAGUUUUUAAAGUGUUUGUUUUUUUUGCUAUAUUUAAUGCCAAAAUAGAGAGUGUGUUCUUUAAAAAAAAAAAAAAAAACUAUUACAUUUCCCUAUCUCAUACACACACACUCUACAGGGAUAUCACCUUCUCAAAUAGGUAGAUGCCCAGGUGCAGGAAGUAAGGCAAAUGCAUCAUGUACACAGUGAUUCACCACUCACAGGACUUUAAUACAUUUUGGUGGAAAAUGAAAGGGAUGAUAUUUGUGCUAAAAAAUUUGAUUGUUAAAGAACUAUAUAUAAAGAAGAGUAUUUAAACUCUUCUUUGAUUUUUUUAUUUAUUUAUUUUUUGUCUGAAAAAUGGGAAGAAAUGUUGUUCAAACUGAAACUAAUACAGCAGUAUCUGUUGUUUACAUCCUAUAAAUGGUCAUUUGCUUAUAGGUACAAAUCAGCCAGAGAACAAUAGCAGAAAGUUCCUACUAAUGCUAAUUGGCUAAUAGAAGUGUGACAUUUGUGGCAGUUUAAACUAAUUUUGUCUAAAAUUCUUUCAUUAACUAAACAAAGUAAUGAAUGAAUAUGACAAUUGGAUAAUUUUUUUAGUUAAUGAUAAAAGACAAAAUUAGUUAAAAUGUGUUAUGCACUUGAACAUAUCUAUGCACAUCUAGAAGUAGUAUGCAGUGCUGCUGUAUUGGUUUCAGUUUAAAUUGUUAGAGUGCUCACUUCACAUUGUUCAGGGAAAAAAUUGUUUAAAUUUGGCUUUUUCAUAUAAAGGAUAAAACUAUUGAGUAUGAAGUCCCUUCGAGUUGCAGAAACAAUUAGGUUUAUAGAGCAGUCGUUUUAUUUUUCUUUAGAAUGUCAUUUGUUUGUUAAAGCACACAUUCAGUUCACAUCAUAUUCUUACACUCCAGAUUGGCAAUGAUUUCCACCCAAGCUGAUUUGGAUGAAAUGGAACGAUGAAGAAACACAGGCUGCAUACUGGGGUUCUUUCUUUUAAAUUAAAGGGACAGUAAACACCUUGUAAUUACAAGACAUAUCUGUUGUGUUGCUAUAAAAUAACAGAUCAGCCAAGUCUAAACAUUUAUCAAACACAUUACCAUCCUUUUUACUGCAAUUGUUUUUCAAUAGCCAAACUCCACCCACCAUUUGUCUCAUUUGAAGGAUGCAAUCUGGGCUUUAGUCUGCGGACAACAAGGAUAGUCAUGGUCAUACAGCUAGUAUAAAGUGCAUUGCUUUGUAGUUCUCAGUAAAAAGCCAAUAAGACAGGAUAGGGUUUAUUUCAAGGUCUGAGAAUUAUAUAAAUUAUUUGUAGAGUUAAACUACACGAAAAGGGGACAAAAUAAAUAAUGAAAGUAUAUUGCAAAGUUCAUUACACAUAACUAAACAUUUUUAUAUAAAAACUCUUAAGGUGUUUACUGUUCUUUUAAUAGAUACUGGAAUCUUGGACAGUCUAUCUUUUUAAAUGAAUCUUGUUAGUUUUAUCAUUUGUACUCCUACAUUUCUCAGAAGAGGGCAUCUCUAGACAUUACUGCAGUAUAGUUGGUGACAUUAAGCAGCCCAUGAUUUUAAAGAUAGCUCUUCCAAAUUCUAAAUACUGGUAAUAUAAAUAGGAACAAUCCCCAUUUAUUGAUCUGUUAAAGGGCUUAUAUAAAGCAUAAUGAGGUAGCGGCUGACAUUCUUAGACAGUAUAUCUGUACAGAAAUCGUUUUCACUGACAACUACUUUCAUUGCACCUAUAUAAAGGUGUAUUUACAGUAUUCUAGUCCGUUUCAUUUGACUUCACAAAUUACAUUUCUUCCUGUCUCCAUGGAAGAGCUAAUUUGCUAGUGUAGUUACAUCUAAUAAAGUCUUCAGAAUGUGUGUGUGUAUGUGUAUAUAUAUAUAUAUAUAUAUAUAUAUAUAAUCUCAGCAAGAAUCAGUGUUUUUCUGACUUUUAUUAGACUUCUUGAACACGUGCCUACUGCUUGUUUUAUACAUUGCAUUUAGUUAUAGUACAAACAAACUGUAUUUUGAGGUGUAAAAGAACAUAGGUAGUGUUUUUGUUUUUAUUUAAUACAUACAGGUUAAAUAUCCGUUAUGUAAAACCUUUGCUUCAAAUUGAAGUAGGAUUACUUUUCUUUAUAAUAGACAUUAAGACUAAAUGUAUUUUUGUAGAACCCAUUUAUAUAAUAGUACAAUAGACGUGUGCGUUUGGAGGUUUCGGAUACCUCUGAAUGCAGAAGAAGAUGGCCCUUCGUGCCCGUCAGCUAUUUUUGGAGCCAAAUUUAUACUUGUGAAACAGCAACACACUAAAAUCUGGAUUUGUACAAAUUUGUUUAACAAGUAUAAAUUUGGCUCAGAAAAUGGCUGACUGGCACGAAGGGCCAUCUUUUUCUGCAUUCAGAGGUAUCCGAAACCUCCAAAUGCACACGUCAAUGAUUGACACACCUGUUUAGCAUGUAUGAUGUAAUGAGUUAACUUUUUACACAGUGGCAUAGUUCUUAAUACUAAACGUUCACAAAAGUGAGACUUGUUAUUUAUUGAACUAAAUUGGUCAGCAUGUAAAAUAACUAGUUUUUAUGUGUAUAAGUUAUAGUGUAAAAUUAUGUUCUAGUUGUAAAAAAAAAAAACCUGCAGACUAAAGACAACUCUACGUCUUCCACAAGUUCAAUUAUUUUGAUUUUAAUAGGACAUACUCAAAAAUAAAGGAGUGUUCUAGUGUUGAUAAUGUA
This is a messenger RNA of Bombina bombina (fire-bellied toad), 3466 nucleotides long. RefSeq names its product chromosome 3 C2orf49 homolog (gene TSLIG2). The record is from RefSeq and is a predicted model, not a curated record. The transcript has 4 exons. Lineage: Eukaryota; Metazoa; Chordata; Amphibia; Anura; Bombinatoridae. Gene Ontology annotation, biological process: embryonic morphogenesis. Gene Ontology annotation, cellular component: tRNA-splicing ligase complex. The coding region runs from base 19 to 672 and encodes 217 amino acids.